Ogataea philodendri is the source of this 1092-nucleotide messenger RNA. RefSeq lists its product as uncharacterized. The transcript has a single exon. NCBI's taxonomy places the organism in Eukaryota, Fungi, Ascomycota, Pichiomycetes, Pichiales, Pichiaceae. The record is from RefSeq and is a predicted model, not a curated record. Gene Ontology annotation, biological process: mRNA pseudouridine synthesis; tRNA modification. Gene Ontology annotation, cellular component: mitochondrion. The coding region runs from base 1 to 1092 and encodes 363 amino acids. Gene Ontology annotation, molecular function: RNA binding; pseudouridine synthase activity.
AUGGACGGAGUCUUUGCUAUAAAUAAACCGUCUGGUGUCACGUCGGCAAACUUCCUGACCCGUGUGAACAAGAUAUUCAACGAGUCGGAGAAUUUCAAGCCGGCCCUAGACGAGAUUAGAAACGAUCUCGAACGCAACAAGCCCAAAGGUUACAAAAGACGGCUCAGACAGCUCAAGGUGAAAAUGGGACACGGCGGCACUUUGGACCCGCUCGCACAGGGUGUUCUGAUCGUCGGAGUCGGAGCAGGCACGAAGAAACUCGGAGACUAUCUAAACGGGUCUGUGAAAGUGUAUGAGGCCGAAGCUCUGUUUGGUGGAUCAACCACAACAGGAGACUCUGAAGGCCAGUUGUUAUCUAUCAGCGGAACAGACCAUAUCACAAAGGAAUUGCUCGCCCAGACAGCUCAAAGAUUUGUCGGCCACCUGCAACAAACCCCUCCGAUCUUCAGUGCUCUGAAAAUGGAAGGUAUGCCUCUGUACGAGUACGCUCGGCGUGGUCUACCGCUUCCACGCAAAAUCGAGCCUAGAGAGGUCCAGGUGUACGAACUCCAGGUCGCAGACGACUCGCUGUCGACAGAUCAUGGGUAUGAAUUCCUGAAAAGUGAGAUUGAUGAGGACGGAACAGCUUUGGUGGAUAAGUUGAGCGGAAACCCCACAUUGAACGAUCACCAUGUCACGUUCUCAAAUGAGUACAUGGAGAAGUGCAAGGCAGACUCAAGUCUCAGCUCAGAGCCCGAACCUGUGCAUGAGAUCAAGGAGGUGCCCGAAAAUUUCAAGGCUCCUCUGCUCCACUUCACAUCCAAAGUGUCCUCCGGAACAUACAUUCGCUCGCUGAUCAGCGACAUUGGCCGUGCGGUCGGCUCGUCCUCGUACAUGGUGAAGCUUGUUCGUCACAAACAAGCGGAAUGGGAUUUGAAGAAAAAUGUUUUCGAGAUCGAAGAUUUUGAGAACAAUGAUGCAAAGGUAUGGGGUACUGUUCUCAUGAAAGUGUUUGAGAAAGGCGGCUCUGUGAAUGUCAGAGAGGAGUUUGAUGCCUUGACCAAGUCUUCAGAGCAAGUUCCGGAUACUAAGCGGGCAAAACUCGAAAAUUAA